Sinocyclocheilus rhinocerous is the source of this 2560-nucleotide messenger RNA. RefSeq names its product peroxisomal carnitine O-octanoyltransferase-like. Gene Ontology annotation, cellular component: peroxisome. The transcript is spliced from 17 exons. NCBI's taxonomy places the organism in Eukaryota, Metazoa, Chordata, Actinopteri, Cypriniformes, Cyprinidae. The record is from RefSeq and is a predicted model, not a curated record. The coding region runs from base 294 to 2132 and encodes 612 amino acids. Gene Ontology annotation, molecular function: carnitine O-octanoyltransferase activity.
GGGCAAAGGUAACGGGAGCGAGUCCCGAUCUGGCGUUGAAUCUGCACGUCGAGGUUCUUCAGUAAAGUAUCAAGACGUUUCUGUUUCUGCAUUGCUACAGUCUCUUGUCUCACUGAGAGUGAAUCCUGCACUGAAAGUCACUGCGUCAAGUGCAGGACGUCUCUAGGGGGAGUAAACCCAAACAGAUUGUGUAGAAGUGUAUUUGUAAUCUCGUCAUACGAAUGGACAUGCUGCUACUGAGUCUUUCUGGCUAUUCGUCUGAUUUGAUUGGCAGUUGAAUCAGUCCAGUAAUAAUGGAUAAUCAGGUGUUCGAGUCCAGUGCGGAGCGGACAUUUCAGUAUCAGAGCAGCCUCCCUCCUCUGCCUGUGCCCGAUCUACACGACUCACUGGACAAAUACCUGCAUGCAGUAAAACCUUUUGCAUCUGAGGAGGAGUUUCAAGCCACAGAGGCUAUUGUGAAACGCUUUGAGGAGGGCAUCGGACAACAGCUACAACAGAAGCUUCUGAGGAGAGCCAAGAGCAGGCGCAACUGGCUUGAAGACUGGUGGCUGGACACAGCAUAUCUAGAGGCACGCAUCCCCUCUCAGCUGAAUGUGAAUUUUGGAGGUCCUACAGCCUACGUGGAGCACUGCUGGCCUGUACGUGAUGGCACACAGCUGGAGAGGACCAGCUUGAAUUUGUGGUUCACCCUCCAGUACUGGGACCUUAUCCGCACGGAGAGGCUUGGCAUUCAUAAAGCAGGAACUAUGCCCUUUGACAUGGAUCAGUUCCGCAUGCUCUUCUGCACCUGCAAAGUGCCUGGUGUCAAUAAAGACACCAUCCUCAACUUCUUCAAAACAGAGAGCGAAGGACCCUGCCCUUCUCACAUGAUAGUGAUGUGUCGUGGGAGGGUCUUCACAUUUGACGCUCUCUGUGAUGGCCGUAUCCUCACUGCCCCAGAGCUGUUGAGGCAGCUCACUUACAUUAAAGAAUGCUGUGAUGGAGAGCCGGAGGGGGAUGGAGUGAGCGCUCUCACCGCUGAGGAAAGGACACAUUGGGCAAAGGCUCGGGAGUAUCUGAUCUCCAUUGAUCCUGUGAAUAAGACCAUACUAGAGACCAUUCAGAGCUCUUUAUUUGUGCUCGCCCUGGACGAUGCCAAGCCCUAUUCCAGCCCUGAAAACUACACACAGUUGACCCACCUGGCAUUAACUGGUGACCCCACGAUCCGCUGGGGUGAUAAAUCUUACAAUCUCAUCUGCUUCUCUAAUGGGACCUUCGCUUCUAACUGUGAUCAUGCGCCAUAUGAUGCCAUGGUUUUGGUAUCUAAUGGAUAUUAUGUAGAUGAAAAAUUGAGGGCCUGUGGUGGAGUGUGGAAGGGUUCAAAGGUUGUGCGUGAGAUGCCUGUGCCAGAGGAGCUGAUAUUCACCGUGGAUGAGCGGGUGAGGAGAGACAUCGCCCUGGUCAAAGAACAGUACAGCAAAAGUUCUCAGGACCUGCAGGUUGUCAGCUAUACCUUCACCUCCUUUGGAAAAGCAGCCAUUAAGAAGAGAAAGCUUCACCCUGACACAUUCGUACAGCUGGCUCUGCAGUUAUCAUACUACAGGCUACACGGAAAGCCUGGUAGUUGUUAUGAGACCGCCACAACACGCCGUUUCUAUCAUGGCCGCACAGAGACCAUGAGGCCCUGCACUGUGGAGGCUCAGCACUGGUGCAGAACCAUGUUGAACCCUACAGCCACUACUGAAGAGAAAAGGCAAGCUUUAAAUGCAGCCUUCAGAAAACAUAACAAGCUGAUGGCAGAGGCACAGGAUGGAAAAGGCUUUGACAGACACCUCCUGGGUUUGUACCUGAUUGCCAAGGAGGAGGGUCUUUCUGUGCCUGAACUCUACACAGAUUCGCUCUAUACUAAGAGUGGAGGAGGUGGGAGUUUUGUGCUUUCCACUAGUCUGGUGGGCUACACCACUGUAUUGGGAGCAGUUGCACCCAUGGUGCCGCACGGAUAUGGGUUUUUCUACCGCAUUCGUGAUGACAGAAUCGUUGCGUCCUGCACCGCUUGGAAGUCCAACCCAGAGACAGAUGCUGAAACCCUGUUUCACAACCUCUGCACCUCUUUACAUGACAUCAGGCACAUCACUACCCAGUCCCAGCUGUAAAGCAGAGCAUUCUGGGAAGUAUAACCUAGUCUAACCUCACUGCUAUAGUUAUGUCGUUGAAUUGUCUCAGACGUGACCUUGCCUUUAGACUGAUCUACUAUGCUGUGAAUUUAAAAUGGUUCAUAUGCUCCCUUGUUCGGUCAUAUCUAGAAUGAAUACAGUAGAAUUCUGAAGAAAUUUGGCAUUUAUUUGAGAAAGUUGCCAGACAUUAAGAUAAGGUGAUUUUUAGAAAUAAUCCGGAUUUAGUACAGCAGGUGCUUUAAACUCUCAUGUGCCUUCGGUUAGUCAUCUCUGAAUAAUUUCAAUCAGGAAAUCCUCCUCUGAGGUAAGGCAUGAUUUUUAACCUACAGUUUUUGCUACAUUAGCAGUCUUGCUUCCUGUUAAAGGGAUAGUUCACCCAAAAAUUAAAAUUUGAUGUUUAUCUGCUU